UUCGUGUAGGAAGAGAAAGUUAAUUCAAAGAAACUGUCAGGCAAGCUUCCUCUCUCUGUAGGAAUAAUUAUUAUCCCCUUUCACCAUGGCCCACCUGGGAGCCCACUUUGCCUUCAGAUCCCGCUGGCAGAAGACCGAUGAUGAACUCUGUCGACAUAGCAUGUCCUUUAUUCUUCACAGAGCCAUUUGCAAUGACUUCUUUCAGAGCUAUCUCUACCUGCUGGAAAAUAUUCCCCUGGUGAAAUUGUAUGCUUUAACAAGUCAAGUCAUCAAUGGUGAGAUGCAGUUCUAUGCCAGAGCUAAACUCUUCUAUCAAGAAGUACCAGCUACAGAAGAGGGUAUGAUGGGAAAUUUCAUUGAACUGUCCAACCCAGAUAUCCAGGCGUCUCAGAAAUUUCUCAGGAAAUUUGUUGGGGGCCCUGGGAGAGCUGGGACGGACUGUGCCUUGGACUGCGGCUCCGGGAUAGGAAGGGUCAGCAAGCAUGUCCUGUUGCCGGUUUUCAACACCGUGGAACUGGUGGACAUGAUGGAAUCGUUUCUCCUUGAAGCACAGAACUACCUGCAGGUCAAAGGGAACAAGGUAGAAAGCUACCACUGCUAUAGCCUGCAGGAAUUCACACCCCCACUGGGAAGAUACGACGUCAUCUGGAUUCAGUGGGUCAUUGGGUACCUGACCGAUAAAGACCUUCUUGCGUUUCUUUCCCGGUGCCGAGAUGGCCUGAAGGAAAAUGGCAUCAUCAUACUGAAGGACAAUGUGGCCCGGGAGGGCUGCAUCUUCGAUCUUUCUGACAGCAGCGUGACUCGGGACAUGGACAUCCUCCAGACCCUCAUUAGGAAGAGUGGGCUGGUGGUGCUGGGCCAGCAGAAGCAGGACGGCUUUCCAGAGCAGUGCGUCCCGGUGUGGAUGUUUGCGCUGCACCGCGAUGGAAGCUCCUGACCAGCUGCCGGAGUGAACGACUGCCCUGCACAGUGGUGCUUUGGGAAGAGUGGCUCUCCUCUGAUUCACAAGUUACAUCCCUUGUGAUCCAUGGAGGAAUGAACAGAAGGGAGGCAAUGUAUGUUUCAAAACAGUUGAUGUCACGUUUCCACUAAUUAUGUAAGUACAUGCACACACGCUGUGACUUUUCCAAAAGAUAAAUGGAAUGUGACAUCUGGAAAAACAUCUAAACCGUACCAGUGUACCCAUAAAAACAGGAAAAGGAGCAACAUCCACAAAAUAUAAACUGCGUUGGUCUCUGAAGAUUUGCAUUAAAGAGUAGUUUAGGGUGGGUGAGAUGAAGUCUAGACCACCUUUCUAUACCCUCAUGCUAGAUACUUUAUACUUCCUUCCUUUGGGAAUAUUACUUCUCUUAGAAAAAAGUCUCCCCCUAAUUAAGAAAGCACCAGUGAAAAUAACCUUGUAAAACAAUUCCAUUACUUAAUUUUGUCUUUAGCAGAAAAAAAGAAUAUGGUUUCACUUUCUAUUUUGGGUCAGUUUUGCUGUCCAAUGAUGUAAUAUGGAUGUAAUUUCUUAACAGAAGUCUGCAUUUCAGUGAUGGGAAAGUGUCUCCUUUCAGGAGAAAAUGUUUUACCCUUGAAUUUCAGCUGUGAACAUGUAAGUGAAUGUCAUUGAUAAUCUAGUCACUGGCUUCUAACACAACUUGCUUCAUUGCAGUUGCUCCUGUUUCCUUGAUUGAUAAGAAUGUACACUGGAAAGAGAUAGGAAAUGGUAAACCUGAAAACUGAACUAACUGCAUUAGUUUAAUUAAAAAUAUCUAAAAUCUUUCAAAAACAAAAAUGUAAUUUAAUUUCUAUUAGCAAAAUGUUUAAAUAUAACUCCUAUUUUAUUUAAAUGCUCUAAAGUCUUCAUGUGAAUGAUUUGUCUUUUGAUGUAUUAUAUAUUGAGUCUUCUAUGAAAUACAAUCAGUUUAAGUAAAUAAAGUCUGUUAAAUGCAUA
Molecule: messenger RNA, 1936 nt
Organism: Odocoileus virginianus texanus
Lineage: Eukaryota; Metazoa; Chordata; Mammalia; Artiodactyla; Cervidae
Gene: NTMT2
Product: N-terminal Xaa-Pro-Lys N-methyltransferase 2
Biological process (GO): N-terminal protein amino acid methylation
Cellular component (GO): cytoplasm
Molecular function (GO): N-terminal protein N-methyltransferase activity
Source: RefSeq, a predicted model, not a curated record